Messenger RNA from Saprolegnia parasitica CBS 223.65, 3657 nucleotides. RefSeq lists its product as hypothetical. Gene Ontology annotation, cellular component: exosome (RNase complex). The coding region runs from base 1 to 3657 and encodes 1218 amino acids. The record is from RefSeq and is a predicted model, not a curated record. Lineage: Eukaryota; Oomycota; Saprolegniomycetes; Saprolegniales; Saprolegniaceae. Gene Ontology annotation, molecular function: 3'-5'-RNA exonuclease activity; RNA binding. The transcript is spliced from 4 exons.
AUGGCAACGAGCAGCGUCUUCCUCGAACGCCGGUUCCUCGAGAAGAGCCGACGCAAGAAGCCCGGCAACGUCAAGGUCGCCGAGACGUACCUGCGUAACGACGUCCACUGCGCGCUGGCGCCAUGCCGCGUGUGCCAGCGCGCCGAGCUGCUCCCACCGGCCGCGGUCGUGCGGGCCGCCGCGCCGUACAUCCUCGUGCCGGACACGACGGCCUUGGCCAUGUACCUGGACCUGCUCGAGCACGAGGCUUUCGGCGCCAACCAGCUUCUCUUGCUGCAGACGGUGCUGGAGCGGACGCUAGACGUGGCGUCGUCGCGUGAGGUCGGCCGCAUCGAGGCGUGGCUCGACGAGACGUCCGAGAAGGCGCAGCUGCACACGGUCGGGUACUUUCCCAACCGCCACGUCGCACAGACCUUUGUGCCCACGCGCGUGCACGCGACGAGCGGCUACGUCGACCAAGAGAGCUUUGCGGAGCGCGAUCGCCGCGCGAUUCUGCGCACGAUGCAGUGGUACCUAGCGCACUCGAUGAGCGCCUCGUUUCUCGUCUUGUCCGAGGACCCUGCGCUCACGUCGGCGCUCACCUCGCUGAAUGCGCCGCGACUGCGCGUGCUCUCGUGCCGCGACUACAUGGAGGCGCAUUGCCCGUCCUCGGAGCUGCGGGCCCUCGCGUCCGAGCUCGCGCUGGCGUUCGAGAGCCGGCGCGGCAACAAGGCGAGCGAAGGCGCGUCGUACACCGACCUUGCGACGCUCCCGGCGGCCGCCUACCACGUCGGUCGGCUCCGCGUGAGCGCGCACCACCCGCUCGAAGCGUUUGUCAAGACGAAAGCAGGCGACGAGCUCUUUGUCUACGGCCGCGACGCCAUGAACCGCGCCGUCCACGGGGACCUCGUGGCCGUUCAGCUGCUGCCCGAAGCCGACUGGCUCCAGCCCGAGUCCAAGACGACGCUCGUGCAUGUGGCCACCGACGAUGUCAAGCGUCUCGCGCCGGCGGGCCGCGGCGUCCCGACCGCCCGGGUCAUCAACGUCACGGAGCGCUCGUCGCAGCUGAUCGUUGCGACCAUCCUGUCCAACACGGUGGUGGCCGGUGACGACUAUGUCAUCGCCGUGCCCAUGGACUUGCGGUACCCCAAAGUGCGUCUCCGCACGCUCAAUGCGUCCGAGCUGGUGGACCACCGUCUCACGAUUGCCAUCGACGACUGGCCGCUCGACUCUUUCUACCCGUCGGGCCACUAUGUCCAGAUCCUCGGGCCCGUGGGCGACCUCGAAACCGAGAUUCGCGCGCUCCUCGUGCAGCACGCAACGCACGCGACGAAGUUCAGCGAGCGGUCACUCGCCUGUUUGCCCGACGUCUCGGACGUUGACUGGGACGCCGUCGCCAUCUGCGACACCUCCAAGCGGCCCAAGGUGCCCCUCACGCGUGAGUGGACGAUUCCAAGCGCAGAAGUCGCGUCCCGGCGGGACUUGCGGCAGACGCACCGCGUCUUGAGCGUCGAUCCGCCGGGCUGUCAGGACAUUGACGACGCCAUGUCGGUCCGGAAACUGCCCAACGGACACUACGAGCUCGGCGUGCACAUUGCGGACGUGGGCCACUUUGUUCCGUUCGACUCGGCGCUCGACAAGGAUGCCCGACACCGCGCGACGACCGUCUACCUCGUCGACCGACGCUUCGACAUGUUGCCCGUGCUCCUCAGCGGCGACCUCUGCUCGCUCCACGGACAAACCGACCGGCUUGCGUUUAGCGUCUUCUGGGAGCUCGACGCCGACCUCCGCAUUCUACCCCACCGCACGACCUUUGCCAAGACGAUUGUGCACAAUGUCGCCGCCAUGACGUACGGCCAAGCCGAUCGGCUGCUCUCGGACUUGCCUGCCAACGACCCGCUCGACACGAAAGUGGUCGGCGAAGGCACGGCGGGGCGGCCAAUUGCGUCCCAUCUGCAGCCGAUGCUGCGGGACGAUCUCAAAUUGUUGCGUGCCAUUGGUCGCCGCCUCUAUGCGCAGCGCGCGGCGACCGGCGCGGUCGACUUGACGCAAAGUGGCGAGCUCAAGUUUAUGAUCACGGGCGAGUUUGACUGGCGCGUCGAAAUCAAGGAGAGCCUCGAGAUCCACGGCACGAUCGCCGAGCUCAUGAUCCUCGCCAACGCCACGGUCGCGACGCGGCUCGUCGACUGCUUUCCCAAGACGGCGUUGGUCCGUCGCCACGUGCCGCCGUCGGGCGACCGCUUCAAGUCGCUUCUCGCGCUCGCGGCAACGCAGCAGCUGUCCUUGGACACGACGAGCAACAUGACACUGCAGGCGUCCCUCGAUGCGGUCGCGACGAGUGUCGAUGCCGAUACCCUCGCGCUCCUCAAGUCGAUGGCGACGCGCGCCAUGUCGGAAGCCGAGUACAUUGUCGCGUCCGAAGCCGUCGGCGGCUUUGCCCACUACGGCCUCGGUCUCUCGCACUAUACGCACUUUACGUCGCCGAUUCGCCGGUACGCCGACCUCGUCGUGCACCGGCAGCUGCUCGCGACCUUGGCACCGACGACGACGACGGCCGUGGCGACCAAACCGGUGCGGGCCGUUGCGUCACUGGUCCUGCCCGCGUCCUUGACGCCGUCCGUUCUGGACUCUAAAUACGUGGCGCCGGCACCGCUGCUGCCUCCGACGCCCGUGACGCCAAGCAUGGCACGGACCGAGACGAUGACACUGACGGACCCGAUGGCGACGACCGACUUGGUGCCGCAGAGCCAGCACAUGAACGUGCAGAACCGCAACGCGAAGAACGUGGCGCGCGCGUGCGAAGAACUCUUCCUCGCGCUCUACUUUCAGUCGCACUCGACGACCGUGAACGCGGUCGUGACGCACCUCAAGCAGAACGGCCUCCUCGUCUUCAUCCCGCAGUUUGACGUGCGCGGGCCCGUGUACCUCAAGGACCGCGACGGCGCCGUGCACGUGCAUGCGUCCAUGGUCCCGCCCCACGGCACGCUGCCGGCGCGGCCCGGUUUCGACCCGUCGGCGCGCGAACUUCCAUGCGCGACUUUGCGUCUUGUCGAAGACACGUCGCUGGUAGUGCAGUGGCGCGGCCGUGACGUCGUGACGUUCACGCCGCUCAUGGAGAUCCAAGUCACCGUCACGUGUGAUUUCACGUCGGCGUCGGCGCGGCUGCCGGCGCUGCGGCUCUCGCUCGCCUCGGCGACCGCCGCGUCCUCGCGCUCGACACGCGAUGUGGUCGCCGAGGCGGUCGCGGCCUUGCAACCGACGCCGACCCUCGGCUCGGAAGCGACGGCCACCGAGGUCUCGGCGCGACUGGACAAGCUGCGCGUCUCGUUCCGUGUGAGCUUGUACGACGCUCUGUCGACCGUUCCCACGAUCGCGCCGAAAGCCAAGACAACGACGACGACCAAGAAGGGCACCAAGGACAAGAAGGCGCCGGGCCGCGUCAUCUUUAACGGGUUUGAGCCGCCGGUGCCGAAGAAGUUCAACAAACUGCUCACGGCCCACUACGAAGGGCGCAGCGCCGAGCUCGAGGCGGCGAUGAACAUUGAGCGGGGCGCGAUCGUCGAUGUGAGCGCCAACAGCGCCAAGCGCUACGAGAUGGAAGCUGUCCGGCGCAUGGAAAAGCUGCAAUCCGAGAAGCGCCACGACCGCAUCAACAGCCGCAAAAAGGCCAAUCACUAG